UAAAGUCCACGUCAGCUUUCCGAGUAUUGGCUACAUCCCCCCUUCCUUUCCCUGCAAUAACCGCUGGUCUUUCUUUUCUUCUUUUUAUCGUCUUCUUCUUCUUCUUCUUUUGUUCUUCACGGACGAUAAACCCCCUAAACCAGAAAAACAAAGAGAGAGAAAGAGAAAGAGAAAGAAAAGUGAAGAGAGAGAGAGAGAGAGAGAGAAGGAUGAAAAGACAGAGGAUCUUAUGAGAGAGAUAUUCACGUCCAGAUCCUACAACGCAGCUAUCAUGGUUUCCCGUUUUAGUUUCACAGUUCCCAAUUCCCUCUUUUCCCGUUUUUGUUUCGUUUCUCACCCUCGAAGAACCCUAAUCGGCGCCAACCACACCUCUGCUCGUUUUUGCUCUCGCUAGGGUUUUUAUUUUUUUUUCGAUAUCUUGAUUCUUUUUUCUGCUCUCGUUAGGUUUCUAUUUUUUCCAAUUUUUUUUCCCAUUCUUAUUUUGGUUUUCUGAAGAGAAAGAAAGAAAGAAAGUCUCUGGCGGUCAUGGCGCCUACGACGGUGAUAUUCAGCCCAGUGAAAAAAAUACUGGUUAGAAUUCUUUUGUUUGGCGUUGCUAUUCUCCUUCUUCGAUUUGCUUACGUUGUUACGGUUACGGGUGGAUCUUGCAAUUCCGGCGAUUUCUGUUUCUUCUCUGUUCCUGAAAUUCCAAACAUUGCCGGUGGAAUCCUGCGAAACAACCCCUCUGCCAUAGUUGUUGAUGCCUUGGGAUCUGCUUCCAGCCCUGCUCUUCGCGAUCUCUGGACCAGCAAAGAGUGGCGCAAGGCCGUCGAUUUCUAUUCUUCUGUGUUUCAAGAUCUGAUUGCUGAAGGCUACCUCUCACCCAAUUCUAAAGCCUUAUGCAUCGAAACCCCAUUUGGACAAGACGUAUUCUCUCUGAAGGAGAUCGGUGUUCACGACGCCGUUGGAAUUUCCAAGAAGAAGUUUACUCCGCUGGUGGUUUCCGGUCAGGCCGUGCGUCAGCCAUUCAAGGACAAUACUUUCGAUUUCGAAUUUUCAGGGGUGGGUGUGCUUGAGAGCUCGGUCCGUCCUCAUGAGUUCGCUUCCGAGGUUGCUAGGACGCUUAAGCCCGAAGGGUUUUUGGUCGUCCACACAGCUUCGGCUAACGAUAUGUAUAGUUUCAAUUCUUUUCUUGCUUUGUUCAAUUGCUGUAGAUUGGUUCGUUCUCGUGAUAUUGGCGGCGUAGAUUCUUCGUCGCCGUCCGUUCGGGAGAUUGUCCUGAAGAAAGAGACUGAGAUUCUUGGCCAUGGGGAGAAAAUGUCCGACGGCGGUUCGAUUGAUAAGUGUUCUGUUCCGAGGUAUAAGCUGGAACUGAUCAGGAAAGCAGAGCCUCUGAUAACAGAAGAGCCGUUGAAGCCGUGGAUUACAUUGAAGAAGAACAUUAAGAACAUCAAGUACGUCCCAUCCAUGGCAGAUAUAAGCUUCAAGCCGAGGUAUGUGUACAUUGAUGUUGGUGCUCGGAGCUAUGGUUCGAGCAUUGGGAGCUGGUUCAAGAAGCAAUAUCCAAAACAAAACAAAACUUUCGAAAUCUAUGCCAUUGAAGCUGAUAAAACUUUCCAUGAAGAGUACCGGAAGAAGAAAGGGAUCAACCUCUUGCCUUACGCAGCUUGGGUGCGAAACGAGACAUUAUUUUUCGAAAUUAAUCGAGACCCAGGGGAGAAAGCUAAAGCCAAAGGCCGAGGAAUGGGUCGGAUUCAACCUGUUCAAUCAUCAACCAAUUUCGUCGGCGAUGUGGACAAGAUCAGGGGAUUCGACUUUGCCAGUUGGUUGAAGAACACAGUCUCGAAGAGCGAUUUUGUGGUGAUGAAGAUGGAUAUCGAAGGAACAGAGUUUGAUUUGAUUCCAAGAUUGUUUGAGACCGGAGCCAUUUGUUUGAUUGAUGAGAUCUUCCUUGAAUGUCACUACAAUAGAUGGCAGAGAUGUUGCCCAGGUGAGAGGUCGCCCAAAUAUGAAAAAACUUAUGAUCAAUGCUUGGAGCUGUUUUCAUCACUUAGAGAAAGCGGAGUUCUUGUUCAUCAAUGGUGGUGACCGGUAAACAAACUCCUAUACAUUUUUCUGUAACAAACCCUUUUUUUCAUAGAUAGUGUUUAUUUUUAUAAGUUGGAAAAAUUUGUAGUUGAGUAGUUGUUUCCUUUUUUACACAAUUUCUGGAGCUCUUGGGCUUUAUUUCUUUCAAAUCUUCCUUUGGAAAUGAAAAAUUUGAUCAAUUCCACUUUUCGA
This is a messenger RNA of Macadamia integrifolia, 2259 nucleotides long. RefSeq lists its product as uncharacterized. Gene Ontology annotation, molecular function: S-adenosylmethionine-dependent methyltransferase activity. NCBI's taxonomy places the organism in Eukaryota, Viridiplantae, Streptophyta, Magnoliopsida, Proteales, Proteaceae. The transcript has a single exon. The record is from RefSeq and is a predicted model, not a curated record. The coding region runs from base 526 to 2067 and encodes 513 amino acids.